Messenger RNA from Mus pahari (shrew mouse), 3558 nucleotides. It is a transcript of the gene Pld5, whose product is annotated as phospholipase D family member 5. Bases 439 to 2049 code for a protein of 536 amino acids. Gene Ontology annotation, molecular function: catalytic activity. The transcript is spliced from 10 exons. The record is from RefSeq and is a predicted model, not a curated record. NCBI's taxonomy places the organism in Eukaryota, Metazoa, Chordata, Mammalia, Rodentia, Muridae.
GGGGCCCGGGUUCCAGUUGGUGCGGAGCAGCCGCGAGCGGAGCUCCCGCUCGGGACCGCAGCGGCAGGCGACGUCGCGGCCACCUCCUCUGCACCCUGACUUCUGCCACUCGGGAGCAGGGAUCCACUCCUUCCCGGUCUCCCUUUGUCCAGUCCCCCCAUCCGCUCCCUCCCCCACCCCUUCUCCCAUCCCCUACCCUGCGACACCCUCCCUCCUCUGUCCCUCUCCCCUUGUCCCCGCUCUGGUGCCUCUAGCCAGCGCGCUGCACACCCCUUGGACGAUCAGCACCCCGUGUUCUCCGAGGGCGAUCCGCACCCUGUGCACCCCUUUCUCUCCUUCAGCUCCAUCUCACCGCCCGCCUGGCUUCUCGCUCUCCGGCGGCUCCCGGCUCCUAUCCCGAGUGGGUUGCGCGUGGGGCAGCCGCCUGGUCAUGUCAGGAUGGAGAUCCGGCAGCACGAGUGGCUCUCGGCCUCCCCCCACGAGGGCUUCGAGCAGAUGAGGUUGAAAAGCCGCCCCAAGGAACCCUCGCCCAGCCUGACCCGAGUGGGCGCGAACUUCUACAGCAGUGUCAAGCAGCAGGACUACAGCGCCAGCGUCUGGCUCCGAAGGAAAGAUAAACUAGAACACUCGCAGCAGAAGUGCAUCGUGAUCUUCGCUCUGGUCUGCUGCUUCGCUGUUCUGGUCGCGCUCAUCUUUUCAGCGGUGGACAUCAUGGGAGAGGAUGAGGAUGGACUCUCAGAGAAGAAUUGCCAAAAUAAAUGUCGAAUUGCUCUUGUGGAAAACAUCCCUGAAGGCCUUAACUACUCUGAAGACGCCCCGUUUCACUUGCCGCUCUUCCAAGGCUGGAUGAACUUACUCAACAUGGCCAAAAAGUCUGUGGACAUAGUGUCUUCCCACUGGGACCUCAACCACACUCACCCAGCUGCAUGUCAGGGUCAACGUCUCUUUGAGAAAUUGCUCCAGCUGACGUCGCAAAAUAUCGAAGUCAAACUGGUGAGCGACGUGACUGCAGAUUCAAAGGUAUUAGAAGCCUUGAAGUUAAAGGGUGCUGAGGUGACAUACAUGAACAUGACCGCCUACAACAAGGGCCGGCUACAGUCGUCCUUCUGGAUUGUGGACAAACAGCAUGUGUACAUUGGCAGUGCAGGCUUAGACUGGCGAUCUCUUGGACAGAUGAAAGAACUCGGUGUCAUCUUCUACAACUGCAGCUGCCUGGUCCUAGAUUUACAAAGGAUAUUCGCUUUAUAUAGCUCAUUAAAAUUCAAGAGCAGAGUACCUCAGACCUGGUCCAAGAGACUCUAUGGAGUCUAUGACAAUGAGAAGAAGCUUCAGCUCCAAUUGAACGAAACCAAGUCACAGGCCUUUGUGUCGAACUCUCCCAAACUCUUCUGCCCUAAAAACAGAAGCUUUGACAUUGAUGCCAUCUACAGCGUGAUUGACGAUGCCAAACAGUACGUGUACAUUGCAGUCACCGACUACCUGCCUAUCUCCAGCACGAGCACCAAAAGGACUUACUGGCCAGAUUUAGAUGGGAAGAUAAGAGAAGCAUUAGUUUUACGAAGCGUUAAAGUCCGGCUGCUCAUAAGUUUCUGGAAGGAGACUGAUCCUCUCACAUUCAACUUCAUUUCGUCUCUUAAAGCUAUUUGCACUGAAAUAGCCAACUGCAGUUUGAAAGUUAAAUUUUUUGAUCUGGAAAGAGAGAAUGCUUGUGCAACGAAAGAACAAAAGAACCAGACCUUUCCCAAAUUAAACCGCAACAAAUACAUGGUGACAGAUGGGGCGGCUUACAUCGGAAAUUUUGACUGGGUUGGGAAUGACUUUACCCAGAACGCUGGCACGGGUCUUGUCAUCAACCAGGCAGAUGUGAGAGACAACAGGAGCAUCAUUAAGCAACUGAAGGACGUGUUUGAGAGGGACUGGUAUUCACCUUAUGCCAAAUCCAUACAGCCCACCAAACAGCCGAACUGUUCAAGCCUGUCCAAACUCAAGCCUCCCUCCAACCAACCUGCCAUUGCCAAUGCCACUGGGAGGGAGCCGCUGAGCGUAUAGCUCACUAACAGACACACAAGGCUUCAGACCAAAUGCAGGAAGGACUAGAGGAAAGACAACAAUUUACUACAUCUUUUCUUUUAUUAAGGAGAAAUAAAAAGCACACUUAUUUAAAAAUGUUCUCUGAAUGACAUGUAAUAUCUAGCUAACAACAUCUUAGCACCGUAUAUUAAAUUUAAGACUUUUGUAUCUAUGAGCUCUGACAGAGAAUGUUGUUCUGGCGUAGGAGUUAGUUUUUAACGACUGCAAACACAUUUUACGACUUGGUUCUUGUCUCCUGAUUCUUACUGGUUUUAGAACCUUUUCUGCUGACACACCUGCACUGGUUUUAAGAAGAAUAACAUGAGGUGAGCCCUUUCCUUAAAUAUUGCUGAAUUCUGGAAUUAGAGGAAGGGGGGAGAAGAUGCAGACAGAAGCAAGCAUCUGCCCUGACACAUCACCUCAAAGACCUAUCCAGGCAGCUGAACACAGGCGCCUCCAUUUCUUGCCAGCCUUCAAGACUACUGAAAAACACUCGUUUCUGUCCCCUUGUUCCUUGUCUUCUGAUACCAGGGUUUUUUGAGGGUGUCAGUCUGUCUUCUGACAAACAUGUUCUUGUUUUACAUCAUUCCUGGAUCCACCUCAGCACUAGUUCCAAGAGUGAGAAUGUCUUGGGGAAUGAUAGGAAUUCCCCAGAAUGUAUACAGAAUGGAAAUCAGUCUUUCACUUUCUCCUUUCAAUUACAUUUUUCUCCAUCUUAAAUUGGUUAUUUUUUAAAACCACAGUCUUUCUCAUAUAUAUAUAUACCAUUUCCUCAAGCUAAAAAAAAAAAAAAAAAUGAAGUGCCCCUGCUAAUACCCAGCAAGCCAUUAAGUCUGCAUUUGAAGAAUAAAGCAGUUUCACAUUUGUGUUUGGUUAACAGUAUUAUAAAGGAAAGGUCUAUGCGUCGGUGGAUUUUAAUUUAUUUAGAAUUAUUAUGCUGUUAAGAGUAUGCCAGCAAAUGUUUAUAAUAGAGCUAUUUAAUAUACCUUCUGCUAUUUAAUAUAUCAAAUGCUUUUCAGACAAAUGCAAUUUAAAUACUGUGCUUAACAUAUUUUACUAAGAAACAGAAAUAUUGGAUUACUGUUCUAUAAUGUCAUUGUGUGUUGUUGUUUUAUAUCUAUAUAAUAUAUAAUCCUGUAUUAACAGAGACUGUUGCUACAUGAGAGAGGGGUGACCUCUUCAGGGCCAGAGCAAAUGGCCUAUACCCAGUGUGGCUCCUGACUCCAUGCUCAGAACAGAGCCCUUCCCUCUUUGGCCUCGGUUUUCUAUUGUUAAUGUAGACAAUAAUACUCACCUACCUCGCUAGGAUGCUGUCAUGGUAGGCGAUAUUUAUAAGUUGUUUUUGAAAUCAAAAGAACCUAUAUAAAUGCUAAGCAUUAACAUUGCAUAAUCUUUUUCUUGAAAUAAUCUCUGUGUGGUGUCCUGGUAGCACCGAUACCAGGCGCUCUCCCGAAGAAUCCAGAGGGGAAAAUAAAGCACCUUCUAUUU